AUGACCCCAACACACUUCAGCUUUACCACAGCGUUUAUUCUAGGCCUCUCGGGAGUAGCGUUUCAUCGAACCCACCUUCUUUCUGCACUUUUAUGCUUGGAAGGUAUAAUGUUGUCACUGUUUAUUGCCUUGUCACUCUGGUCAUUGCAAGUAGGAGCAACAAAUUUUACACCAGCACCUAUGAUGCUGCUCGCUUUCUCAGCAUGUGAAGCAAGUGCAGGACUAGCGCUAUUAGUAGCGACAGCUCGUACUCACGGCACCGACCGCCUUCAAAACCUAAGUCUUCUACAAUGCUAA
Molecule: messenger RNA, 297 nt
Organism: Engraulis encrasicolus (European anchovy)
Lineage: Eukaryota; Metazoa; Chordata; Actinopteri; Clupeiformes; Engraulidae
Source: the annotation of a RefSeq genome assembly